Messenger RNA from Nilaparvata lugens (brown planthopper), 840 nucleotides. RefSeq names its product signal recognition particle receptor subunit beta (gene SrpRbeta). The record is from RefSeq and is a predicted model, not a curated record. Lineage: Eukaryota; Metazoa; Arthropoda; Insecta; Hemiptera; Delphacidae.
GCAAGACUCCAGUCUAUGGCAGUAUUCUUCGCAAUAUGGAAAAGGAGUAGAAGUGUCAAAAACUGUAUCCUCAUUACUGGUCUCUGCGAUUCAGGAAAAACAUUGAUCUACUCACACCUUCUCCACAGUAAAUAUGUUGGAACCCAUACGUCUAUAAAAGAGAAUAUCGGGGAUUAUGUUGUGAAAAAUAGAGCCCUCCGAUUGAUUGAUAUCCCAGGCCAUGAAAGGCUUCGCGGCAGAUAUAUUGACGCCUACAAAGGAUUAGCACGUGGAGUGAUCUUUGUUGUAGAUUCGGUCACCUUACAGAAGGAAAUCAGGGAUGCUGCUGAGUUCUUGUACACAUUGCUGUUAGAUCCUGUGCUGCUUAAGGCCAAACCACAACUUUUGAUCUUGUGCAACAAACAAGAUCAGACGAUGGCGAAGGCAGCUAAUGUUGUCAAAUCUCUUCUAGAAAAAGAAUUGAAUGUUCUAAAAGUGACAAAAACAAACCAGCUCACGAGCAUAGAAGGCUCUUCCAACACCGCCUAUCUUGGGAGCGCAGGAAAAGAUUUCGAUUUCACUCAAAGCACAAUUCCAGUCGAUUUUGCAGAAUGCUGUGCCUUCCGAAAAGAUGAGAACACUGAACCUGAACUGAAAGUAUCCCAAAAUGGCUUGAAAGCUUUGUUUGAGUGAUGGAUAAUCCUACUCAAUUUCAUGACUUCUUCACUUGUCUAGUUUGAAACAAUCUGAUGAAUAAUAAAUUUUUAUUAUUCGAUUAUAUAUUAUAAAAAUUGGGUAUUGAUUAAGUUAUUACUGCCAUCUGUUUUGCGAUUUUUCAAAUAAAUCAAAAGUAUUUAUUUU